GCUAAGAGGGAAUGCUGAUGCGGUUGAUAUGUGUCGUGUUACAAACCCUCCACAUCACCUUGGCCAACAGCACGCUCAAGUAAGAAGGCCAGGGGGUGAGGCAGCCCUCAUUUUCACUGGUUGCAUGAUAAUUAGUAGUAACGUUACUCGUUGACUUAGGCAUAGUCUUGGGCUCUCACCUGCCACUCAGCUGAGACCUCGGGCCAACGCCACCCCCACAUCUCCGGGACAUCCAUGAGUUUUGAUCGGUAUAUGCUCAUUUAAACAUGGAUUGGCCCCUGAGAGAAGCAGACUUUUGCGACGAGGAUCUUGACAAUGUCUUCCUCUACCAAACACGGCGGAGCAAGGCCGUAUACCGCUUUGCCGAUGACCAGGGACGUAACACGGUUCCUAUCUCCACUCUGUCCGCAAUACUGACUGACUCCCAGGAGAUGUCAGAGUGCUGGCUAGAAACAGAUCUCGAAGCAGCAAGAUGGCUUGAGGAGGUCAACAUUCGCCAAUGCAAUCCCGGAUUGGCCGUCAUGUAUUCUCGCGAACCGCGCCGAGCAGCCCAACAACCGCCACAACCCGGCCAUCCUCGAGUACCUGCCCUUCAGCCGGACGUCGUUUGAGAGGAUCGCGGCCAACCUCCCGCUGCACGGCGACACGGCUCGCAUCAUCAACCGCUCCGACAUGCCCUUCUUCACCGACAUCAACCUGCUCGACCGCCGGGAAAACGCCAUCUGUUGGUCCCCCUUACUCUCCCAGGCUACUACCUGAACUUUACAACCUCCCAUGUUAUCUCAAUUUUAAAGUUAGGUACACUAACAGCCACACAAAGUCUUCAUAACCCGCACCUCAGCCUCUUACCCCAACGACCUCGCCCUAUCAGCCGUCUUCUCCCCCUCCACGGGGUGCAC
Canariomyces notabilis is the source of this 899-nucleotide messenger RNA. RefSeq lists its product as uncharacterized. NCBI's taxonomy places the organism in Eukaryota, Fungi, Ascomycota, Sordariomycetes, Sordariales, Chaetomiaceae. The record is from RefSeq and is a predicted model, not a curated record. The transcript is spliced from 4 exons. Bases 267 to 611 code for a protein of 114 amino acids.